CGAACCCGAAUGGACACCCCUACUCACCUACAAAAAAAGCUCUUGAUGUUGGACUUAGCAUCUAAAUUUCGAAACUAUCCAUAUAGCUUCUCUUCUCUCCAUCCCCAUUGCCUAACUUUCCCUAGCUACAUAUUGUCCACAUACAUGGAUACAUAACAUGUGGAAUGUCUGAGGGUUUGUAAAGUGACUCUCGAACGCUUAAAUCAAGUUGAGGGAAAAGAAGAGCCAGCAGAGUGCGUUAUCUAUUAAGCAAGCAAAAAAAAAAAAAAUCGAAGUUUCAUUCGAUAAUCGAAGGUGGCUAAGAGUUUGUAGUAGCAGGCAUGCAUUCGCCUUAUAACCUUUUGCUCGCAGACUUAAACAUGACUCGAGAUUUCUGGUUAUACCAACCCUAGUAAUUUUCAUGACUAUGUAUAUAAUUUCUUGCUAAGCACAUAAGUAUUAUAGAUUGUAUUCUCUUCGACCUCUAAGAAUCGACUGCCACUUGUGAUCAGUCUUUGCUGUACAACGCUAGGUGCGAGAGGUGGAUGUCAUUUGCCCUGCAAAUCCAAUUAACAUCGUGUCAUAUUAACGAUCUAAGCUCGAACAUGCUUUCAUUUGGCCAACACAAACACGUUUUUUUCUUCUUCUUCUUCCAAAACAAGAGCUUCUUUUGUGCUUUCAUCUCUCCUCUUAAUUAUCUACACACCUUCAACACUACCCCCUCUUUCUUCAACAUUACACCAUGUUGGACAUUGCCCCUUCUCAAGCUCCACUCCAUGUGCCUAUGGGCCAUAUGCCUUUUACGUUACUCAAAAGCCCACUACCACGCAAUGUAACUAGUGUACUUGGGCCUCUUCUUGGCAACGGGCCACCCUGGACCACGGUUUGCUCUAUCGUAUUCCCUUUGGCGGCUUUGGAAUUGAAAUGAUUGAUGGAUUUCGGUGAGAAAUGGAGAUAAAGCCCAGCCCACCGGAGGCUGUAUACGGACCAAAACGAAUCCGUAAGCCCAUGUUGCAUUCGAAAUGGCCCAAACCUACACUUGAAAGAAAAAAAUUAUAAUUACUUGGAAAUUUCUCGGCAGCUGAUUGGCUAACAUAAGCUUUUCGAUCCAAUAGGAUUAUUUUAAUAUUCCUCUUUUUAUAUAUUAUUUAAUUUAGUUCAAGUUUUUCAAUAAAAGCUACGCUGCGGCAGCGAACGGUCACCGACGAAAUAAGAAAGCACAAAUCCCGACCGUUGGGCCGGCCGUGGAGAUGGCGACAAGUGUCCUCCUCCCGACAUCUCGCCUUCACCAUUCAAUUUAUUUCUGUUUUUUUUUUCUCCUUGGGGGAAAAUAGGAAAAAGAGAAGACAAAAAUGGGAAAAUCAAACGGAUAAAGCCCAGAAAGAGACAGAAUAACUCCUCUCCUUUCAGUCCUUCUUCUGCUCUGCUAAAGCUUACUUCAUAUAUUGUUCUUAUUUUUUUUAUCAAAAAGAUUAAAUCUUUAUUUAUUAUUGUUUUCCGGGUUUGGCUCACUCAGCUGAGCUUGUGUGGCAUCUGCUUGUGCGCUAGUGUUGUUCUCGAAAUAUCCUUUUUGAGGGUCUCUCUCUGUUUGUGUGUGUUUCUUUGCGUGCAGUUUUCUGGUGGGUAAAAUUGAACUCUCUCUCUCUAUAUCUUCUUUCUCUCUCUAUCCCCAUCUCUAGCUACCACUUCUCUGGGUGGUGCAGGUUCGAAAGGGUUCUUAUUAAUUUCUCGCUUUGGUGCUUUGUGGGUGGAAGUUAGGUGAAAAAGGGUUUGCAAGAGAACCGACAUGGCUAACUCGGCGGAGAAGAAGGAAGAGACCAAUACUCUUGUCCAGGACGAGGGUUUCUCGGUCGAGCUCCCUGCUCCUUCCGGCUGGAAGAAGAUGUUCUUCCCCAAGAAGAAGAGUGAAAUCUCAUUCAUUGCCCCAACUGGGGAGGAAAUCACUGGUAGAAGACAGUUAGAACAGUAUCUCAAGGCACACCCUGGUGGCCCAGCUGCAUCUGACUUUGAUUGGGGCACUGGUGAGACCCCAAGGCGGUCAGCAAGGAUCAGUGAGAAGGUAAAGGCAACCCCAUCUCCUCAAAAGGAGCCCCCAAAGAAGCGUGGCAAGAGGUCAUCAUCAGGUGCCAAAAAGGAAACUAAAGACACAGGAACUGGCAAUGAAGCAACUGAGGAGGCCAAAGACACCAAUAUGGAGGAAGCCGAAGGAACUGGGAAGGACGAUACCGAGGCAGAAAACAAAGAAAAUGCUGUUAAGGAAAAUCUGGAACAGGGUGAAGAAAAAGCACAAGAUCCCGAUGCAAAGAUGGAUGCAGCUGAUGGAGCUCCACCCCAGAAGGAAGCUGAUGUAGCUGAAGAUCAGCAGAAGGGGAUCUCUGAUGCAGUGGCUGAGAAUGAAAGUGAAAAGAAGACUGAUGCUGAGGCUGAGACGACUCAGGAAAAGGAAGAGCAACCACAGGUUGAGGCAGCAGCAACUAUUGCAGAGGAGAAGAAAACUGAAGUUGAAGGGGUGGAGAAACAAGAAGAAACCAACAAAGGGGAACCGGCACCUGAAGGAGAGUCCACCAAGGACAAAGAGGCGGCGGCAGCAAAUGGGACUGCUGAGAAACCGGAUGAGACAACCACCAGCCAGCCAACUGAGAAAGUCGAAGGAGCAUCAGUUGAGAACGGCAGUCAUGCUGCUACUGCUGCAGCUACAGCUACUGCUACCUGAUGAUGAAAUUCCUUGUUGAAGGACUUUCAUUUGGUGGUUGUUCUUUUGUUAAUGUAUUACACCACCCCUUUAUUUCCCCCUGACCAUUUUAGGCAUUUGUGAGUAUUUUGGAUGACUGUAGUAGUCGUGAUGUUGUAAGGAGUUAGCAUCAUCAGCUCUCUGAUUGUUCAUUCAGACAGUGGUGUGAUAUAACUGCAGAUUAGGUGUGCAUUGUAGCAAUCUCCUCAGGGAGAGACUUAAGUAGAAAGAAAGACAGACACAACUU
Molecule: messenger RNA, 2957 nt
Organism: Linum trigynum
Lineage: Eukaryota; Viridiplantae; Streptophyta; Magnoliopsida; Malpighiales; Linaceae
Source: the annotation of a GenBank genome assembly